Molecule: messenger RNA, 173 nt
Organism: Durusdinium trenchii
Lineage: Eukaryota; Dinophyceae; Suessiales; Symbiodiniaceae
Source: the annotation of a GenBank genome assembly
AUCAACGGUGGCAACGUCUACAACUCGCCCUUCAACUUGCGUGGCGAUCCCGCUGCGGCUGCCUAUGGGGCGAAGAGCCUGGCAGAAAGCACCAUGCCGCCCUCCACGGUUGUGGCGGGCGAUGAGAUCACUUUUCAAGUGCAGCUCCGCGACGCUUACGGAAACAUCCUGCC